CUGGGUACGAAUGUGUUGUAGUCUCAUCACCCACGUCAACCCACGUUGAUGUUAACUCGUGGCAAACUUGUUUCGGCGUUAGAAAUAUGAAUUCGGCAAGAAGUAUUUGUUUAUUUUUAUUUUAUAUUUUUGCUUGGGCAAAAGCCGAUGGACCUACUUUGGUUUUGCUGGAUAAUUUAGCAAUAAAAGAAACACACUCAUUGUUUUUUAAAUUUUUACAAGAAAACGAUUAUAAUCUCUCUUUUAAAUUAGCCGACGAUUCUAAUUUACUUUUAUCUAAGUAUGGAGAAUAUUUGUACAAGCAUUUAAUUAUUUUUGCACCUUCCGUUGAAGAAUUUGGAGGUUCGUUAAAUGUUGAUGCAAUAACUGAUUUCAUUGAUGGAGGUGGUAAUGUAUUAGUUGCGGGAUCAUCACAGUCUGGUGAUGCAUUACGAGAAUUAGCAUCUGAAUGUGGUUUUGAAAUUGAUGAAGAAGGCGCUACAGUAAUUGAUCAUAUGAAUUAUGAUGUAUCAGACAUUGGACAUCACACAACAAUUGUAGCAGAUUCAUCAAAUUUAAUAGAUGCUCCAGUAAUUGUUGGAAGUAAAUCGAUUCCUCCUCUACUUUAUCAAGGAACUGGAUUGAUUGCUGAUCCUGAUAAUCCAUUAAUUCUUAGAUUACUUACGGCAUCAAGUUCAGCGUAUUCCUAUCAUUCAGAACAAUCAGUUAAAGAAUAUCCUCAUGCUGUUGGAAAAAAUACAUUGUUAAUUGCAGCUCUUCAAGCUAGGAACAAUGCUAGAGUUUUGUUUUCUGGUUCUUUAUACUUCUUCAGUGAUGAAGCUUUCACAAGUUCUGUGAAAAAAUCAUUAGGAGGACAAAAGUAUGACUUAUCAGGCAAUGAAGUUGUUGCAAAAGCCAUGGCUAAUUGGGUCUUUAAAAAGAAGGGAGUUAUUCGAGUCUCUGGAGUAGAUCAUCAUCGUGUUGGUGAAAUACAACCACCUGCAUCCUAUACUAUAAUGGACGAUGUUGUUUAUUCCGUAAACAUUGAAGAAUUAUCUGGAAAAGAUUGGAUUCCUUAUGAAGCAAAUGAUGUGCAAUUGGAAUUUGUAAGAAUUGAUCCAUUUGUAAGAACGCUCAUGAAACCAGUGGGUAAUGGUCGAUAUGAAGCAAGAUUUACUAUUCCUGAUGUAUAUGGUGUUUAUCAAUUUAAAGUUGACUAUACGCGCAUUGGAUUAACACAUUUGUAUAGUACAACACAGGUUUCUGUUCGACCUUUACAACAUACACAAUAUGAACGAUUUAUACUCAGUGCCUAUCCAUAUUAUGUUAGCGCUUUCUCAAUGAUGGCAGGAGUGUUUCUGUUUUCAUUCAUCUUUUUACAUUUUAAGGAAGAAACUAAAUCUAAAUCAGAGUAACUAAUUAUAAUUAAAAAAAAAAAAUUUUUGUUUUCAACAAUAUUGUUAUUUAGUUCUCUGAUACAAUUGCGUGAAUAGGCGUAAAAAAUAUUCCUCCUUACAAUUUCAUUGGACUGGUUAAGUCUUUACAAAAAAACAUUUGUAAGAAGUUUAUUUUAAUUUUAAAAAUGAGCUAAGACUAAGAGAACAUGUUAAACAAUAUAGCUUUUUUUUUUUUUUAAUUGAACACAGUGAUUUCAUACCUCAUCGAAUUCAAAAACUUCGCAUGUUUUGGUAUUUUUAAGAUAAAUAAAAGAAAACACAUUUUUAAGAAAAA
Molecule: messenger RNA, 1710 nt
Organism: Leptopilina boulardi
Lineage: Eukaryota; Metazoa; Arthropoda; Insecta; Hymenoptera; Figitidae
Gene: Ost48
Product: dolichyl-diphosphooligosaccharide--protein glycosyltransferase 48 kDa subunit
Exons: 3
Coding region: 87-1394 (435 amino acids)
Cellular component (GO): endoplasmic reticulum membrane; oligosaccharyltransferase complex
Source: RefSeq, a predicted model, not a curated record